This is a messenger RNA of Dictyostelium purpureum, 1204 nucleotides long. RefSeq lists its product as uncharacterized. Lineage: Eukaryota; Evosea; Eumycetozoa; Dictyosteliales; Dictyosteliaceae. Gene Ontology annotation, molecular function: serine-type endopeptidase inhibitor activity; cysteine-type endopeptidase inhibitor activity. The record is from RefSeq and is a predicted model, not a curated record. Bases 53 to 1132 code for a protein of 359 amino acids. The transcript has a single exon.
CAAAAAACUAAAAAAAUAAAUAAAUUAUAAAUAACUAUAAAUUUUUAUAAAAAUGAUUAAAAAAACAAUUUUAAGUUUAUUAGCUUUAGGGGGAUUGGCAUUUAGUAAUGCAUUACCAAGUGGUCCAAUAAGUGGUGUUGCAUCUUAUUAUAACGAUGCAGGUACUGGUGCUUGUGGAACUCCAAUCAAUGCAAGAACUGAUAUGAUUGUUGCUAUUCCUACAUCAUAUUGGACCAAUCCUUCAAAUCCAAAUGCUGAUCCAUUGUGUAAUUCUAGAAUUAGAGUAACACAUAACGGUAGAUCUGUUGAGCUUGCUGUAGUUGAUAAAUGCCCAACAUGUGGUCCAAAUAAAAUUGAUAUUAGUGAAUCAGCAUUUAUUAAACUUGAUGGUAGUACCACUAGAGGAAUAAUUGACAUCACUUGGGAAUUUCUUGGAGCUGACAAUAGAGGACCAUCACCAAGUACUUCAGGCACCUCAGGAACUAUUGGUACAUCAACUGAUGGCAAAUGCUUUAGACAAGUAACUGUUGAUGCAGGUCAAGGUUGUUGGGAUGUUUGGACUUCAAAAUGUAAUAACAAAUGGAACGAAGAUCAAUUCUAUCAAACAAAUCCAGGUGUAAGGUGUGAUGCUCUUAAUAUCGGUCAACCAUUAUGUUGCAGUGGUGUAGGUGGUAGUACUUUGCCAUCUCCAAGUACUUCAGGCACUUCAGGAACUAUUGGUACAUCAACUGAUGGCAAAUGCUUCAGAGAAGUAACUGUUGAUGCAGGUCAAGGUUGUUGGGAUGUUUGGACUUCAAAAUGCAAUAACAAAUGGAACGAAGAUCAAUUCUAUCAAACAAAUCCAGGUGUAAAGUGUGGUGCUCUUAAUAUCGGUCAACCAUUAUGUUGCAGUGGUGUAGGUGGUAGUUCAUUACCAUCUCCAAGUACUUCAGGCACCUUAAGUACUUCAGGCACUAUUGGCUCAUCAACAGGUAAGUGUUCAAAAUAUGUAACUGUUGAUGCUGGUCAAGGUUGUUGGGAUGUUUGGACUUUAAAAUGUAAUAACAAAUGGAAUGAGGAACUAUUCUUCAAUUUAAAUUCAGGUACCCAAUGCACUUCUCUUAGAAUUGGUCAGUCAUUAUGCUGUUACUAAUGCUUUUCAUUGUUUCAAUUAUUUCCUACUUGUGUAAACUAAAUCUAAAUUAUAAAUAAAAUAUUUGUUAAU